Molecule: messenger RNA, 380 nt
Organism: Meloidogyne enterolobii
Lineage: Eukaryota; Metazoa; Nematoda; Chromadorea; Rhabditida; Meloidogynidae
Source: the annotation of a GenBank genome assembly
UUUGUUAUGUAUUCUUCUGCUGCAGAAUUUAUUACAAAUCAAAUUAAUCCGAAUUCUCUUUGGAAUUUUGCUGGAACUAGUGUUCAAUAUACUCAACAUUUAUUUGGACAAUAUUUGUCACCAACUCCUGCAAUUUUAGACGAAAUGGACAUUGAACAGACGCCGGGAAAGAAAAUUUAUUCAAUCUCAUUCAAUCAGGAUUGCACUUCUUUGGCUGUGGGACAUGAGGAUGGCUAUAGUUUCUACUCGCUCCGGUCGAUUGAUAAACUUGAGAAAAUACAAGAUGCUAAAGGUUUUGAGUUUUUGUUAAAGAUUAUUCUGCUUUUUAAGCUCCUGAACGUGCUUGUAUUGUUGAGAAGCUGUUUAAUAGUUCGUUGAUA